Messenger RNA from Ochotona curzoniae (black-lipped pika), 2188 nucleotides. It is a transcript of the gene CCDC50, whose product is annotated as coiled-coil domain containing 50. The record is from RefSeq and is a predicted model, not a curated record. Bases 303 to 1751 code for a protein of 482 amino acids. Gene Ontology annotation, molecular function: ubiquitin protein ligase binding. Lineage: Eukaryota; Metazoa; Chordata; Mammalia; Lagomorpha; Ochotonidae. Gene Ontology annotation, cellular component: cytoplasm. The transcript has 12 exons.
GUCUCCUCUCUGCCUCCGUACUAGACGGCCGGAUCCAUUUCCGGGCUCGGGAGAUUUGGUAUCGAUCAGGGCCGGGGGCGCGCGGAGCAGGUGGCAGUGGCCAGGCAGCUGGGCCGCCCGCCUGGUGCGCCCGGACUGUCUCCCGCCGCCUUUGUCAGCAGCCCCAGCCCGGCCUGCUCGCUCGCUCCCUCGCUCUUCCUCGCUGCACUUUGCGUCGUGCGCUGCUGCUGCUGCUGCUGCUGCGCGCCCGGCCCGGCUCGGCGUCGGCUGUGCUGGGGAAGUGGACGGACCCCGGGCCCAACAUGGCUGAAGUCAGCAUCGACCAGUCCAAGCUGCCUGGAGUGAAGGAAGUGUGCAGAGACUUCGCUGUGCUGGAGGACCACACCCUGGCUCACAGUCUGCAGGAACAAGAGAUUGAGCAUCACUUGGCAUCCAACGUUCAGCGGAGUCGUUUGGUCCAGCAUGAUCUGCAGGUGGCCAAGCAGCUCCAAGAAGAAGACCUGAAAGCCCAGGCUCAGCUGCAGAAACGCUACAAAGACCUCGAACAACAAGACUGUGAGAUUGCUCAGGAAAUUCAGGAGAAGCUGACUAUUGAGGCAGAGAGACGCCGCAUCCAGGAGCAGAAGGAUGAGGACAUAGCUCGCCUCUUGCAAGAAAGAGAGUUACAGGAAGAGAAAAGGCGAAAGAAACACAUUCCAGAGUUCUCUGGAGGCAAUGAUUAUGGAGAUAGUUUCUAUUAUGAAGAUGGAGACCAACCAAGGUCAAGGAGGGCUAAGGAAGUGGGAUCUGGAUAUUCAAGGUCUCAUAGACUCCCAAGUGAUGGAAAUACUGCCAAGCAAAGGAAAAAGAAACCUCAGCAUCCACUGGAGAACUCGGAAGAGCAGGAAGACCGUCGUUCAUCAGACAGAUCCCUGUCAUCCUCUAGCUGGGGUGAAGGGGGGGACAAUCCUCACGUUACCAGCGAGCAUCGUGAGAGGACUGGGUCUGGUCAGGAGAGGCCCCGGAGACCUCCGCUCCCCAGGAUCAGUGGGGAGGUGUUUCUCACCACUGAGGCUGAUGACUGGGAGGCCUACAAUGGCCAUCGAACUCGGAAUUUGGGGAAACGGUCCCGACACCAAGAGAGACUUUCACCGGUGUCCUCACCGAAUGCGGGGCUUCACUGCAAGGAACCGGUGUGUGGGAGGGAGCCCGGGCAAGGUGAGCACAGAGGAAGGAGACAUGGGCCCAGGUCUCCGCCCUUCUCAGAGAGUGAGGAGCGGCCUCACCACCACGAUCCAGGAAUGAAGCCACGGGUGAUGAAAGAUGCUCUCUCUACUUCAUCACGAGGAAACCACAGGGAUCAGGAAUGGUAUGAUGCUGAAAUUGCCAGAAAACUACAAGAAGAAGAACUUCUGGCUACCCAGGUAGAUAUGAGAGCAGCUCAAGUGGCCCAAGAUGAAGAAAUUGCUCGUCUUUUAAUGGCUGAGGAAAAGAAAGCUUACAAGAAAGCCAGGGAGCGGGAAAAAUCAUCUUUAGAAAAAAGAAAGCAUGACCCAGAAUGGAAGCCAAAGUUAGCUAAGUCUGCACAUCCAAAGUCAAAAGAGAAUGAUGAAACUCACCGUUCUAAGCAUGACAGACCAGCACGGCCGCCACCAGUGACCACAGCGGAAGGCGAGGAUGCGGACUAUACUCAUCUCACGAAGCAGCAUAGUUCCAGCCGUCAUGUCUCCAAGUCCGAGUCCUCUCACAAAGGUUUCCAUUACAAGCAAUAGAAACCUAUGAUUCUUCCUUGAAAAUGGACUCACCAUAGCAGAAAUUACCAGAUGAUACCGAUUGCAUUCCACAUUAUUUUCCCCUCAUUAUUUGCAUCUCUGGGAUUUAUUCUCAGUUUUGUUUUUUUGUUUUUUGUUUUUUUUUUUUUUUGGUAUGACCAUAUAUAUUUUUACUUUAUUUCAAAUAUUUUGGUUACUCCUGAUCACGUGGGCAGUGUAAGAAAAUGUAGCUGCUGACCAAUAUCAGCCUCCGCACUGUAAUCCUACCUGGAAUCUCAUGUCCAAGAGUUCUGUGAGAAUUCCCUUUUGGAAUUAUGGAAUUAUGGAAUUUUGGUCUCUCAGGACUAGAUUUUGUGUAGCAGUUAGAAUUAUGUGGGGAAGAACGGACAACGUGAAGUGUGUCUGGAUGCAAUGUAGAAUAAAAGAAUGUAAGAAGU